This is a messenger RNA of Pseudoliparis swirei, 1483 nucleotides long. RefSeq names its product ATPase H+ transporting V1 subunit D (gene atp6v1d). The transcript is spliced from 9 exons. NCBI's taxonomy places the organism in Eukaryota, Metazoa, Chordata, Actinopteri, Perciformes, Liparidae. The record is from RefSeq and is a predicted model, not a curated record. Gene Ontology annotation, cellular component: proton-transporting V-type ATPase complex. Gene Ontology annotation, molecular function: proton-transporting ATPase activity, rotational mechanism. Bases 182 to 928 code for a protein of 248 amino acids.
GAGAGAGAGAAGAUCACGACCAUCGCACUCGACUACGGCUUCAAAUCCUGCACAAAAAACAACGGGUUUUGUGUGUUACGUGUCUAGUUGAUUGAAAUAGAAGACACGCUAACGUUUCAGCGUUUAUUUUAGGAAAAGGUCGACCAACAAAAAUCCACAAUCAUUGACGAAGGACGCGAAGAUGUCUGGAAAAGAAAGGCUCGACGUUUUCCCCUCCAGAAUGGUUCAUACCAUCAUGAAGGCUCGGCUCAAAGGGGCGCAGACCGGCCGCAACCUGCUCAAAAAGAAAUCUGACGCCCUCUCCAUGCGCUUCCGUCAGAUCCUCCGCAAGAUUAUCGAAACGAAGACUAAGAUGGGAGAGGUGAUGAGAGAGGCGGCAUUCUCUUUGGCUGAAGCCAAAUUCACAGCUGGAAACUUCAGCGCAACUAUAAUCCAGAAUGUCAACAAAGCCCAGGUGAAAGUCCGUGCCAAGAAAGAAAAUGUGGCCGGUGUCACCCUUCCAGUUUUUGAAUACUACCAAGAAGGCGGGGACAGUUAUGAGCUGACUGGUCUGGCCAGAGGAGGAGAGCAGCUCUCCAGGUUGAAGAGGAACUAUGCCAGAGCGGUUGAGCUGCUGGUGGAGUUGGCCUCCUUACAGACAUCUUUUGUCACCCUGGAUGAAGCCAUAAAGAUUACCAACCGCCGUGUGAAUGCUAUCGAGCACGUGAUUAUUCCUCGGAUCGAUCGCACCCUGACCUACAUCAUCACAGAACUGGAUGAGAGAGAACGGGAGGAGUUCUACAGGUUGAAGAAAAUCCAAGAGAAGAAGAAGCAGCUCAGGGAAAGGACAGAAUUGGAGAUUGCCGCCCGCCUGGCUAAACUGGGUCCCAUCGCCGAGCCCACCAACAUGCUGACGGAGGAGACGGAUGAAGACAUGCUGUUCGAGUGAAGCGCUCUGAAGGCGGACAAGUCUCCGACUUCACACGAUAUCCUAUUUAUUCGGUGCCUCUCAGGCCACGUCUAUGUCUUCUCAUGCAGCUGAUGAAAGUUGUUUUCUGUGUACUCGUCUGUGAUGAUUUGUUCUGUUGCUUCAGUGCUGGAAGGUACCGCGUGUUUCCAGAUUUCGUCCCUGUACAGAACUGAGGUGUCGUCUCACUCUGGGCUCUCCACCCUCAGGGGACUCGGUUCACUUUUCACCAAACAAUAACCAUAUCUGUAGGUUGACACGUGGUUUGCGAGUGGAAUUAAAGAAACAUUCGAUGUGAGUAUUUGAUUAACUUGUAGAAACUUCAAGCUCCUCACAACAUUCAAAGUUAUUGCAUGCUGUGAAGCUCACGGUUGUUGUAGAUUUCAAAGUGUGUGAGUCUGUGUUGUGGCGGUUGCGUGUUACCUCAUUCAAGGAUGUUUACCAUUGAAUCAGAAAACCCUAAAGUGGCACUGCUGUAAAACUUGAAAGUCGACAAAGCCCCAAACUUCAUUCAAAUAAAUAUUAUCACGAACCAAC